GUCUUGUACUUCUUGUAGUUAUUGUGAUCGAUUGAACAUUAUUGUCCUGUAGAGUGGCAUUCGAGAGUUCGACAUGGGCGCCACCAGCAUCCACCUUCCCCGUCGGUUGGCCUUGAUCAUCUACGUUGUAUCGCUUCUAUCAACGCAAUUUCUCACGGGUCAUGGUGAACUCCAGUUGAAUUACUACUAUGAGAGCUGCCCGAAUGCCGAAGAGAUCAUCAAACAAGAAGUCCAGAAGCUGUACGACAAGCACGGCAACACAGCUGUUUCCUGGAUCAGAAAUCUCUUUCACGACUGCAUGGUUAAUCCGUGCGAUGCAUCAAUCCUACUGGUAAACGCCAUUGGAAUUGAGUCGGAGCAGAAGUCACGGAGGAGCUUCGGGAUGAGAAACUUCAAGUACAUCGGCACGAUCAAGAAGGCCCUUGAGAAGGAGUGCCCUUCCACGGUCUCCUGCGCUGAUAUCAUCGCUCUUUCUGCCAGGGACGGCAUUGUUUUGUUAGGAGGACCUCGCAUCGAGAUGAAGACAGGAAGGAGGGAUGCGAGGGCGAGUUACGCGGGAGUAGUGGACGACUUCAUUCCCGACCGCAACGAUUCCAUGUCUUUGGUGCUUGCUCGCUUCCAGUCCAUCGGUAUCGAUGUCGAAGGCACUGUCGGUCUCCUAGGAGCUCACUCGGUAGGGCGAGUGCACUGCAUCAACCUGGUGGACAGGCUAUACCCAACCGUCGACCCGACCUUGGACCCCGACUAUGCAGAGUACCUGAAGCGCCGAUGUCCAGAACCUGAGCCCGACCUGAAUGCUGUGGAGUACGCGAGGUUCGACCAGGAGACCCCGAUGGCCUUGGACAACAUGUACUACAAGAACCUGCUGGCUCACAAGGGGCUACUCCAAGUGGACCAAGAAUUGGCGUCAGACCCGACCACCUACCCGUUUGUCGAGAAGAUGGCGUCCGACAACGGCUACUUCCAGGAGCAGUUUGCCCGGGCGCUGCUCCUGCUGUCGGAGAACAAUCCGCUCACCGGAGCCGAUAGUGAGAUCAGGAAGGAUUGUCGUUAUGUUAAUGCUGACUGAACCACAUCAUUACUUAGCUGGAAAAAUUGCCACGUAGAGACCUUGAAAGUCAAAUCUCCACUACAUGCAAAUGCUUGCAGCGUAAUUUACCCGCUUAAUCAUGUUAUGCUUAAUUUGGCAAAAAGACCAUGUCAUGCUUAAUACGAGACAAGAUCAGUGUUAAUCCUACUAAUACCAUAAUUAUAAUGAAUUAACUUCUCCUCGAUAA
This is a messenger RNA of Punica granatum (pomegranate), 1277 nucleotides long. Lineage: Eukaryota; Viridiplantae; Streptophyta; Magnoliopsida; Myrtales; Lythraceae. The record is from RefSeq and is a predicted model, not a curated record.